AUGCCGCCUAUGUCGUUCAAGGGUUUGGUCACGAAAGUUGGGUUCAUGAAGAAAACCGCGACGGUGACGGUGACGCGGAUCGAGCCUCAUCCCCGUACAGGCAAGCUGCUGGAAAGGAGCAAGAAGUUCCUCACUCACGAUGAGCACGACCAGCUACGGCACGGAGACAUGGUGCUCAUCCGGAAUUGCCCACCGAUCUCUGCGCGCAAACGUUUCAUACUGGAGGAGAUUAUCAAAAGCCCGGAGGGCGAGCGCGAGAAGGCACAUGCCAAAAUCUCUCAGCGGGAGGACGAAAGCUCUCAGCGUGAGACCGCAGCAAAUGCUGCCGCA
Laetiporus sulphureus 93-53 is the source of this 330-nucleotide messenger RNA. RefSeq names its product nucleic acid-binding protein. The transcript has 3 exons. Gene Ontology annotation, molecular function: structural constituent of ribosome. Lineage: Eukaryota; Fungi; Basidiomycota; Agaricomycetes; Polyporales; Laetiporaceae. The annotation marks the transcript as partial. The record is from RefSeq and is a predicted model, not a curated record. Gene Ontology annotation, cellular component: ribosome; mitochondrion. Gene Ontology annotation, biological process: translation.